GGGCAAAAUAUCCCAGUCCCAGUUUUCACUUGUCAGCUCUUUAUCCACACUUUCCCUCUUCGUCCAUUGAACAAACUCUGCAAAUUUGAAGCUUUGCUUCACAAAUUAAAAAUGCAAGUGAUAGUAUCUUCUAACCAAACAACACCUCCUCUUCACCCCAACCGUAAUCAACAAUCAACCAUUAUCACAAACAACUCAGUAUUUUUGGGCCGUAGAGAGCUCUGCUUCGAUAGCAUUUCUUCGGCCUGCUCUGCUGAUCCCUCCACUCCGCACCCCAUUUCCGCCCCUCCUUCUACCGCUUUCACUCCCAGGGGUAGUGGAGAUAAUGGCACUUCUUUGGUUGAACAACUACGGAAAAGCUUUCCUUCAGCCACGCGCAGGAUGUUGUUAACAAACUUUUUCAUGUAUUCAUGUUAUCAUCCUUCAAGGUACUUGUCAGCACUUGCUUUGGGGGAUCCGUCUGUCACAGUUGAACAAGUUACACCUUCUACUUUUCCUUCCGCAGCACUGUUCCCUUCCGAGGAAAGAGUUGUCGAGCUCUUUGAGAAGAAUACCUACUGUGUUGUCAACAUAUUUGAUGUAACCUUGAGACCUACGCUUAAUGUUACUGGUGCAGUCGAGAUUCCUGAAGGAAAUGGUUCAGGGGUGAUUUGGGACAAUGAAGGCCACAUUGUUACUAAUUACCAUGUGAUUGGUAACUCCCUUUCUAGAAACCCAAGCCAUGGGGAAGUAGUUGCGCGUGUUAAUAUUCUCGCUGCAGAAGGGGUGCAAAAGAAUUUUGAGGGUAAAUUGAUUGGUGCAGACCGUGCCAAGGAUCUUGCUGUAUUGAAGGUGGAAGCUUCUGCAGACCUGUUGAGGCCAAUUAGAGUUGGGGAAUCUGCUUCUUUGAGAGUUGGCCAGCAAUGUUUAGCCAUUGGAAAUCCUUUUGGGUUUGAUCAUACACUCACUGUUGGGGUUAUCAGUGGACUGAAUCGAGAUAUAUAUAGUCAAACUGGAGUGACGAUUAGCGGAGGAAUUCAAACAGACGCAGCCAUCAACCCUGGGAACAGUGGGGGUCCUUUGUUAGAUUCAAAAGGAAACUUGAUUGGGAUUAACACGGCAAUAUUCACUCAGACAGGGACAUCAGCAGGUGUCGGAUUUGCAAUCCCUUCUUCAACUGUAUUGAGAAUUGUGCCCCAGUUGAUCCAAUCUGGAAAA
Nicotiana tabacum (common tobacco) is the source of this 1197-nucleotide messenger RNA. The record is from RefSeq and is a predicted model, not a curated record. NCBI's taxonomy places the organism in Eukaryota, Viridiplantae, Streptophyta, Magnoliopsida, Solanales, Solanaceae.